GAGGUGGUGCCAGUGUAGAACAGCUACGUAUAAGAGGACCAAGCGUUUCACGUGUUUAGUGUUGCUGUUCCUACUCAGAAUACUAGGAUAACAUCACUGUCUGUGUAGUGAUCUCUUUCAUUUGAAGUGGGUGUUUGAAGGGGUUUGCUGUGAAAUAUGAUGGAAACAUUUCAAAGCAUGGAAAAUCAGUCAGUGAAUUAUUUACAAUCUGCUGAAUAUACUCCUGGUGACUAUGACAGUGCCUUUAAUUCCUGGAAUGACUAUCUAGGGUUGGCCACCUUAAUCACAAAGGUUAUUAGCAGUAAAACUGGCUUUGGACAUCAGAGCGAUUCGAGAAAGGCACUCAUUCCUUCCAGAGCAUCUUGUUUUGAAACAUCCUUAGGUCUGCAAGAUUUGGACUUCUGCACUUCAAGAACAGUAGUAGUGGGGGAGAGAUGUACUGACUUCAGUCCAUUUCCUGGUGUAUCUUGUUGUAGCUGUUCAUCUGAUUCGGUGGAGAGGGAACGGUGUGCUGCUACUGCCUGGGAAGUGAAGGAGUGCAAAACCCCAAACCACCAGCAGCAUAAUUUUCAUAAAUUACCCCGAAGCAAGCCAGAUGUUCAGAUUUGCGUCUUUUGUCGGAACAAUAAGGAGGCAGUGAGCUUGUAUACCACGCACAUACUGAAGGGUCCCGAUGGCAGGGUGCUGUGUCCAGUGCUGAGGCGUUAUACCUGCCCUCUGUGUGGUGCCAACGGGGAUAAUGCCCACACCAUUAAAUAUUGCCCGCUCUCCAAGUUGCAACCAGGUAUUACCGCCAAGCACCUGAAAAUUGUCCGAAACAUACAUCUUGGCAAGAAGGUCCGCUGAGGAUUGUUUCAUGUGUGUAUGGAAAAGCUUUUGGUUUAAGUAUUUGGAUAGAAACGUCACCUUUAUUUUUAAGGACCAAACUAGAAACUUGGGUUUAAGACUUAACUUUUUAAAGACAUAAUGUUUUCUGUAGAACUUUUAUUUUUUUUUUCGAAAAGAUUGUUAGAGUUGACGCAAAUUAUACAAUUCGAAAUACUAUGUACAAUAAGUUGUGCUUGAAUAGAAUUUCUAGUUGAAACAUGAUUUUACGAAACUUAACUGUCGAUAUGAAUAUAAAAAUCUGUUAUAGUUUUUAUAGGAAGUGGCAUUUGUUUUUCAGUAGAAUAUAACUUAAUUAAAUUUAAAAAAGAAAGCUUAAAGGAAUAUAUUAACAAAACUUAAAUGUGUUUCUUGAGCAGCGAAUGUAAUACAUUUGAAGUAAAUUCUGGACAGAACACUGCACUGAAAUUUGAUUUUGAGUAUUUGAUGGAAGCGGGAAUAAAGAACGCUGAUUUUGUUUGUGCCUACCAAGAGUAUGAAAAACGUCUUCUCCACACUACCUGUUCUCAUAGGGUAUGGGAACCAAUGUGGAAUUUCUUCGUUAAAAAGAAUGUAACUGUAUUUAGUACUUAGUUGUUAAAUGCACUUUUAUUACACAAGUAUCUACCUCAGUUGUUAAAUGCUGGGUAUAGUGUAUUUCAAAGUUGUUGUUUUUUCGCGUCUUCUGUACUACUUUUUUUUUUAUAAGAAAAAAUGAAAUACUCGUUAGUUUAUAACUGUCAAGUGUAAAAAGAUUUUCUUCCUUAUGAACGUUUGUUACUUAAAUGUUGUCCAUGUUGAAAACUAUUUUGUCAAGUAAAUUCUGAUGAAUACAACGUUUGUUUUGCACAA
This is a messenger RNA of Protopterus annectens (West African lungfish), 1716 nucleotides long. It is a transcript of the gene NANOS1, whose product is annotated as nanos C2HC-type zinc finger 1. Bases 157 to 846 code for a protein of 229 amino acids. The transcript has a single exon. Gene Ontology annotation, molecular function: zinc ion binding; mRNA binding. Gene Ontology annotation, cellular component: perinuclear region of cytoplasm. Lineage: Eukaryota; Metazoa; Chordata; Ceratodontiformes; Protopteridae. The record is from RefSeq and is a predicted model, not a curated record. Gene Ontology annotation, biological process: negative regulation of translation; oogenesis.